AUGUCAAACCUGAAUAGGAAAAUCUUGCUCUUGGGCAACGGCUUCGUAGCCGGUCCCUGUCUCCGAUACCUGUUGCGGCGUGAGGAGAAUAUCGUGACUAUUGCAAGUCGAAGAGUGGAGAGCGGUGAAAAGCUCGCCAAAGGCCACAAACGUGCUAUCCCCAUCGCGCUCGACGUGAACGAUGAUGCCGCCUUGGAGAAGGAGAUUGCCAAGCACGACAUCGUCAUCAGCUUGAUCCCAUACACCCACCACGCUCGUGUGAUUGGUGCCUCGAUUAAACACAAGAAGCAUGUCGUUACGACCAGUUAUGUUUCGCCGGCGAUGGAGGCUCAUGACGCUGCGGCGAAGGAAGCUGGUGUGACCAUCUUCAAUGAGAUUGGUGUUGACCCUGGUAUCGACCAUUUGUACGCUAUCAAGACCAUUGAGGAGGUCCAUGCCGAAGGUGGAAAGGUUCUGUCUUUCCUGUCCUACUGUGGCGGUCUUCCGGCACCCGAGGCCUCCAACAACCCUCUCGGAUACAAAUUCAGCUGGAGUUCCCGUGGUGUCCUUUUAGCUCUCCGGAACAAUGCGAGAUACGUCGAGAACGGGAAGCCUGUCGAUGUACCUGGCGCGGAACUCAUGGACAGUGCCAAGCCCAUCUACAUCUACCCCGCCUUUGCAUUUGAGGGUUACCCCAACCGUGACUCUACUCCUUACAACAAGCGGUACAACAUCCCCGAGUGCAAGACCGUUCUUCGUGGGACGUUGCGUUAUCAGGGUUUCCCCAAAUUCGUCAAAGUCUUGGUAGCCCUUGGAUUCUUGAACGAUGAAGAGAAGGACUUCUUGCACGAGUCGUCUGCCGCUAUCGCCUGGAACGCGGUGUUGGCGAAAUCGCUGAACAGCCAGAGCGCAAGUGAAGCGGAUCUCAUCAAGGCAGUGAAGGCUAAAGCUGGCCUGAAGGACGACGACGAGAGCGAGCGUGUCAUUCGCGGGUUGAAGUGGCUCGGCCUCUUCUCCGAAACCCCCGUCACCAAGCGCGGAAACAUCCUCGACACCCUCUGCGCCACUCUGGAAGACAAGAUGCAGUACCAAGCUGGCGAACGCGACAUGGUUAUGCUGCAGCAUAAGUUUGACGUUGAGCUUAAGGAUGGCACGAAGCAAUCUCGUACAUCAACAGGCCUAUGGUUCGGAGAGCCAAACGGCGACACAGCUAUGGCUGUCACUGUCGGCGUGCCAUGCGCGAUCACCACCCAGCUGAUUCUUGACGGCAAGAUCACGCGCACAGGAGUCCUGGCGCCCAUGGACAUGGAACUUGCUGGCCCGCUUAUCAAGGCGCUGGAGGAUGAAGGUAUCAAGAUGGUUGAUGAGAUCUUGUAG
This is a messenger RNA of Fimicolochytrium jonesii, 1356 nucleotides long. Its product is annotated as Saccharopine dehydrogenase. Gene Ontology annotation, molecular function: saccharopine dehydrogenase activity. The record is from RefSeq and is a predicted model, not a curated record. Gene Ontology annotation, cellular component: cytoplasm. The transcript has 13 exons. NCBI's taxonomy places the organism in Eukaryota, Fungi, Chytridiomycota, Chytridiomycetes, Spizellomycetales, Powellomycetaceae. Bases 1 to 1356 code for a protein of 451 amino acids.